CUUUAUUUUGAGAUGAUCUCAACACUAAAAUCCAUAUGGAACUUGAAGAAAGGGAUAGUUCUUUUCUUCACUCCUUUGAUUUUUCUUCCACUCCCAGUGGUCAUCAACACAAGGGAGGCCAGCUGUGCCUAUGUAAUCAUACUGAUGGCGGUUUACUGGUGUACUGAGGCUCUUCCUUUAGCUGUCACUUCACUGCUACCUGCUGUCCUUUUCCCCAUGCUUGGCAUCAUGCAGUCCAAAAUGGUGUGUAUGCAGUACCUGAAGGACACUAACAUGCUGUUUGUGGGUGGACUGAUGGUCGCUGUGGCGGUUGAACACUGGAACCUGCACAAACGUAUCGCCUUGAGAGUGCUGCUCAUUGUUGGAGUGCGCCCAGCGCUCCUGAUGCUGGGCUUCAUGGGGGUGACAGCUUUCCUCUCCAUGUGGAUCAGUAACACGGCUACUACGGCCAUGAUGGUCCCCAUAGUGCAGGCUGUGCUGGAACAGCUGAAUAAACAGGAGACGGAGUCGUCACAGAUGACCUGCGGUGAGGAGCGGCCCCAGGCCCCUGAGGCGGAGUACAAACAGACGGGAAAAGACAGAGACAGAGAAGUGGUGCUACGCAUGCUAGAUGUCUCACCAGAAGCCAGGCAAAAGGAAUCAGCAGAGAAGCGGCUCAUGGCUAAAGGAAUGACUUUGUGUGUGUGCUAUGCGGCCAGCGUUGGGGGAACAGCCACGCUUACAGGCACAGGACCUAACCUAGUACUGAAGGGUCAGAUGAACCAAUUAUUUCCCGAGAAUGGUGAUGUCAUCAACUUUGCUUCAUGGUUUGGGUUUGCCUUCCCCAACAUGAUCAUCAUGCUCACCAUAGCUUGGCUCUAUCUUCAGUUCAUUUUCAUGGGAUUCAACAUUAGGAAGACAUGGGGAUGUGGGGCGGUAAAGUCAGAGAAGGACAUAGCCGCCUAUAACGUGAUCCGGGAGCAGCAUCUUCAGCUUGGACCGAUGUGUUUUGCCGAACUCAGCGUUCUGGCUCUCUUCAGUUUGCUUGUAGCGCUGUGGUUUACUCGAGAUCCUGGAUUUGUAACCGGCUGGGCAACACACACCUUUAACACUGAAGCAGAAUAUGUGACAGAUGCUACAGUUGCAGUCUUCAUUGCCCUAUUGCUCUUCAUUCUGCCAUCAAAACCUCCCCGGCUUUGCUUCUGGGCAUCAACUGGCUCUGAAACAGAGCCUCAACUCUCUUCUGCGUCCAGUCCAGCCCUGCUCUCCUGGAAAGUAGCUCAAAAGAAGUUACCCUGGAAUAUAGUUUUGCUCCUAGGUGGAGGAUUUGCCCUGGCCAAAGGUAGUGAGGAGUCAGGUCUAUCUAGAUGGAUGGGAAACCAGUUGACUCCCCUACAUAGUAUCCCUCCCUGGGCCAUUGUUAUCAUCCUGUGCCUCUUGAUUGCCAUUUUCACUGAGUGUACCAGCAAUGUGGCUACAGCAACCCUUUUCCUUCCUGUUCUUGCCUCUAUGUCUCAGUCAGUCGGAAUCAACCCUCUUUACAUCAUGGUGCCAUGCACACUCAGUGCAUCCUUCGCAUUCAUGUUACCUGUGGCAACUCCACCAAACGCUAUAGUCUUUUCCUAUGGAUACCUCAAGGUUUCAGACAUGGCAAAAACUGGCAUGAUGAUGAAUAUCAUAGGGAUUUUCUGCAUCACCUUAUCCAUCAACACCUGGGGCAAGGCCAUGUUCAACCUAGACUCUUUCCCUGCAUGGGCCAACCAGACACUAAUAUAAUGGACAGUACAAGGCCAAAUGAAAACCAGCAAGCUGCUUUUUUUUUU
Molecule: messenger RNA, 1802 nt
Organism: Labeo rohita (rohu)
Lineage: Eukaryota; Metazoa; Chordata; Actinopteri; Cypriniformes; Cyprinidae
Gene: slc13a5b
Product: solute carrier family 13 member 5b
Exons: 12
Coding region: 13-1755 (580 amino acids)
Biological process (GO): monoatomic anion transmembrane transport; citrate transport
Cellular component (GO): membrane
Molecular function (GO): succinate transmembrane transporter activity; sodium:dicarboxylate symporter activity; citrate transmembrane transporter activity
Source: RefSeq, a predicted model, not a curated record